ACGAGUCGCUUUUAAAUGACGCAGCAAAUUUUUACCGCACAUGAGAUGACAACAGCACAGCAGAGACAGCAGUUUAGAGUUUUCGCAUCAGAUGGCCACUGGAAAGGCUGAUGAACCUGCAGUGCAGGAGAGCCACCACGAAUGUGCAAACAAUGAAAAUGAACCUGCAAAAGAUGAAAAGGACACUCUACAAACUGGAGAAGUAGAAACAAUGUCAAAAAGACAAAGAAAGAAGCUUCUUAAGAGUCAACAGUGGGAAGAACAGAGAGAGCUUCGCAAACAGAAGCGGAAAGAAAGAAAACAGCAGAGGAAACUGGAAAGACAAGCGCAGGGAGAUGAUGGAGUGGAGUGGACAGGAAAGAAGCGUCUGCGCAGGUCAGCGGAACCCAGCUCUCUCCGACUGAUCAUCGACUGCAGUUUUGAUAACCUCAUGGUGCUCAAGGAUGUAAAGAAGCUUCACAAGCAGAUUCAGAGAUGCUAUGCUGAAAACAGACGCACCCUUCAUCCAGCUCAGUUUUACCUCACGAGUCAUGGUGGUCAGUUAAAGCAAAUUAUGGAUGAAAUUAAUAAAGGCUGGGUUAACUGGAAGGAUGUCCAUGUGAAAACUGAUGCAUUUCAUGAAAUCCUGAAGAAGGAGGAUCUGGUCUACCUCACCUCAGAUUCACCCAAUGUGCUGCAGGAGCUAGAUGAGAACAAAGCCUAUGUGAUCGGCGGUCUGGUGGACCACAACCACCAUAAGGGCAUCACAUUUAACCUUGCACAAGAGCUCGGCAUUGCCCAUGCUCAGCUUCCAUUGGGCAGUUUCGUCAAGAUGAACAGCCGCAAAGUGUUGGCUGUCAAUCACGUUUUCGAGAUCAUCUUAGCAUUCCUGGAGAAACGAGACUGGCGAGAAGCUUUCUUCACUGUCUUGCCGCAGAGGAAGGGAGCCGUGCCGAUGGGCCAAGAGAACACACUCGGAAAAGAUGAGGAUGAAGAAGAGUCUGAUGACGAUUCAGACUCAGAACAUCUAUCAGAAAGAAGAACAGACUCAAAGGACCAAUCAGAUAACAAACAAGAUGAAGAACACAAACGUGUGCCAAACCAGCCAGAUUCCACUGAUAAAAACACAGAGUAGAGAUUUAUAUUUAUGCUUUUUCAUUCAGUUUUUUUUAAUGGCUGUUUGUUUAUUUUAAGUUCGAUAUUAUCUUGAUUUAAAAAUGUAAAAGUUCGACUUAUGUGUUUUUGUUGAAACAAAUUGAAUGAAAAAUAAGAAUAAAAAAUAACAAACAA
Danio rerio (zebrafish) is the source of this 1269-nucleotide messenger RNA. NCBI's taxonomy places the organism in Eukaryota, Metazoa, Chordata, Actinopteri, Cypriniformes, Danionidae. The record is from RefSeq and is a predicted model, not a curated record.